CUUCUCCGAAUUUGACGAUGCUGGUCUUGCUGGAGUAGGGGAAUAAUCAUAGCGAGAGAAGGAGCCGAGCAGCUUUGUCUGCAGGUCGACGUACCACCACCACCAUCACCCCACGCCACAUACCGCUACAACAGCACAACACAACACUGCCCAGCUGCGCUCGAAAACAACACCGUCGUCCCGAGCGCGUCGCGCGCGAAAGGCAUCACCAUGGCCUUCCUCUUUGGCCGCAGUCGGCAGCGGUCUGCGCUUGACAUGGUCAAGACAGUGAAAGAUCUGCUACAGAAACUCCCGCGGGAAGAUGGCCAGACUUCAAAGAUCGAAGAAGAGCUGGCGCGUAACCUCUCACAGAUGAAAGUCACACUUCAAGGCACACCUGAAGUCGAAACCUCGCCCGAUCAAGUCUACCAGCUCGUCUCCGCGAUCCUCUCAGAACAGCUGCUCCCUUACCUCGUCGACAGUAUAUACCGCCUACCGUUCGAGGCAAGAAAAGAUACGCAAACAAUCAUAUCCAAUGUCUUCAGAUGGCGAAGUCCGGGCAGUACGUCCAGCGAACCCGAUGCUCUGAAAGAGGUGAUACGCAAACAACCUGAGAUUAUAGUUGCGUUAUGCAGUGGCUACGAUCGCAGAGAAAGCGCCUCAGCAUGCGGAGGCAUUCUCAAAGAAGCUUUGAAACACGACGCUGUGGCAGCAGUGAUACUGUAUGACGAACCCUCUGAAGACGGCAAAACAAGAGACAUCUACAACGACGUCGACGUCUCACAAAAGGUCACCGGAAAAGGAGUCUUCUGGAGCUUCUUCACCUGGAUCGACAAAUCCUCCUUCGAAGUCUCCGCCGACGCCUUCGAUUGUUUUCGCCUAAUACUCACGAAACACAAACCCCUCGUGGCGCAAUACAUCAACACGAAUUUUGAUAUGUUCUUUCAGAAGUACAAUGAGAUUCUGAUAAAAUCGGAUUCUUAUGUUACCAAGAGACAAUCUAUCAAAUUGCUCGGAGAGGUCUUGCUGGAUCGCCAGUUCUAUGAGGUUAUGUGUCGGUAUGUGGAGUCGGGCGAUAAUUUGAAGUUGGUCAUGUGGCAGUUGAAGGAUGAUAGGAGGAUGGUGCAGUAUGAGGCUUUUCAUGUUUUUAAGAUCUUCGCUGCCAACCCGAACAAGUCCUCAGAAGUUCAGAAAUUCUUGAUCAUGAAUAAAGCGCGACUUCUAAAAUUCUUGCCGCGGUUUCUGGAGGACCGAACAGACGACGAUCAGUUCAAUGACGAGAAAGCAUGGCUGGUGAAGGCCAUUGGCAACCUACCUGAUACAACUGCCGGGAUACGUCCAAGUACAGCAACAGCGAGUCCAGCCCCGAGUAGUGGAGUGCCGCAGCAGAGCACUGGUGCUCAACAAGUGCGAUCAUGA
Pseudocercospora fijiensis CIRAD86 is the source of this 1398-nucleotide messenger RNA. RefSeq lists its product as uncharacterized. The transcript has 3 exons. NCBI's taxonomy places the organism in Eukaryota, Fungi, Ascomycota, Dothideomycetes, Mycosphaerellales, Mycosphaerellaceae. The record is from RefSeq and is a predicted model, not a curated record. Gene Ontology annotation, molecular function: protein serine/threonine kinase activator activity. Gene Ontology annotation, biological process: intracellular signal transduction. The coding region runs from base 211 to 1398 and encodes 395 amino acids.